Amborella trichopoda is the source of this 4667-nucleotide messenger RNA. RefSeq names its product auxin response factor 19. Gene Ontology annotation, cellular component: nucleus. Gene Ontology annotation, biological process: regulation of DNA-templated transcription; response to hormone. Gene Ontology annotation, molecular function: DNA binding. NCBI's taxonomy places the organism in Eukaryota, Viridiplantae, Streptophyta, Magnoliopsida, Amborellales, Amborellaceae. The record is from RefSeq and is a predicted model, not a curated record.
GCUCAUAAUACAAGGCUGAGGGUCUCAGGUUUUCCGGCGACGAUAUUCGCUUUUCCGUCAGUUUCACGGCCGGAAUUUUCGCCGGAAGUUGCAGAGCUCGUAAUAUUCAGUCGAAAACGGACCUCUUUUCCCCUCCAUACUUCUUUCUUUUCCAGUGAUGUGCUUCUCUGAUACGCACAUGGCUUAAUUCGCUCGAGAAUCGAAUUUGAGCCUGAAAAUUACGGUCUUCUAUUGUUUUUGCUCUCUAUUUGGUUGCAGAGGAGUGGUUUCCCAUAGAAAUUAGAGAGGGAAAGCUUGAGUCUGACUCCGAGAAUUCGGUGAAUGAGCUGAGAAAAUGGAGAAUUCAGGUAACUGAGGAGCUGUAGAGGAUAUGCGUAAUGUCUCUGGAGUUGCAGGGUCUUGGCUAUUCUGCAUUAACUUUAUUUACUGUGGGCAACAGCUUUUUUGUGUGAUGAUUCUUAUAGGGAAAGUGGCAAAGGCUGAUGAGAAGAAGGCUUGCAUGUUUCAUUUUGCCCUAAUUCUGGUUGGUGAGCUAGAAUCUUGUUUAAAAGCUAGACUGAGCUUGAGAAGCCGUUACUAUUCAAUAGAUUGAAAGCACAAGCUUUGGAAAAGGAGCUUUGUUCUUAACAUUUCAGUCGUCUGAAUGUCUUGAAGGUUCUUGAUUUAUUCUAUUUUUGUGGUUUUAAUGGUGGAGGUGGCUCAAAGGAGCUCAAGAAACUGAUUUUUUAGUGGUAAAAGUUGCAGAAUUGAGGAUUCAGGAGAGGGAGGAAAACUCGUUAGGGAGGAAAGCUUCUUUCUAAGUAAUAAGUGGCUUAUAGUCAAGAAUUUAUUGAAACUACAGAAUAAGUUAUCAAGGAAGUGGGUGAGUACAUUUGCUUUGCAGAGAAAUACACCUUUUCGACUAAUCAAUGGUAAAUGUGGCUGAUUGAUAUGCAAGAAUGAAGGCUCAGGCAAACAGUGUCAUGGCUAAUUCUGGCGAAGUUGAAACAGGAGAAAGAAGAAGCAUUAAUUCAGAAUUAUGGCAUGCUUGUGCCGGCCCACUCGUGUCUUUACCUCCAGUUGGCAGUCUUGUGGUAUAUUUCUCACAAGGACACAGUGAACAGGUUACGGCAUCAAUGCAAAAGGGGAUGGAUGGGCAAAUACCCAACUAUCCCAAUCUUCCUUCUAAAUUGGUCUGCUUGCUUCACAAUGUCACACUACAUGCGGAUACUGAAACAGAUGAAGUUUAUGCUCAGAUGACUCUUCAGCCUGUUAAUAAAAAUGAUAAGGAUAUGUUAUUGGCAUCUGAUUUUGGCCUCAAACAAAGCAAGCAGCCGACUGAAUUUUUUUGCAAAACACUGACGGCAAGUGAUACAAGCACUCAUGGCGGGUUUUCUGUUCCCCGUCGUGCAGCUGAAAAGAUUUUCCCACCACUAGAUUUUUCAAUGCAACCUCCAGCUCAAGAGCUAGUAGCAAGAGACUUGCAUGAUAACGUGUGGAAAUUUCGGCAUAUCUAUCGCGGUCAACCAAAAAGGCAUCUGCUUACAACUGGUUGGAGUGUGUUUGUCAGUGCAAAAAGACUCUUUGCUGGUGAUUCCGUCAUAUUUAUACGAGAUGAGAAAUCCCAACUUUGCUUGGGAGUAAGGCGUGCCAAUAGGCAGCUGCCUACUUUGUCAUCUUCAGUCUUGUCUAGUGAUAGCAUGCAUAUUGGGAUUCUUGCUGCUGCUGCCCAUGCCGCUGCAAACAACAGUCCGUUCUCUAUAUUUUACAAUCCAAGGGCAAGUCCCUCAGAAUUUGUUAUCCCUUUAUCCAAGUACAACAAAGCAAUCUAUGGUACCCAAGUAUCCCCUGGGAUGAGGUUCAGGAUGAUGUUCGAGACAGAAGACUCAGGGGUGCGCAGGUAUAUGGGCACAAUUACAGGCAUCAGUGAUCUGGAUCCCAUAAGAUGGAAAGGUUCGCCUUGGCGUAACCUUCAGGUCGGCUGGGAUGAAUCAAUUGCUGGUGAGCGACAGAACAGAGUUUCAGUUUGGGAGAUUGAACCAGUGGCCACACCUUUCUAUAUCUGCCCUCCCCCAUUUUUCAGACCCCAAAACCCUGGACAGCCAGGAAUGCAAGAUGACAUUGAAACAGAAAAUGUAUUCAAAAGGGCAAUGCCAUGGCUCAAUGACGAUAUCAGUGUCAAGGAUUUUCAGAAUAUUCUCCCCGGUUAUAGUCUGUUUCAGUGGAUGAGCAUGCGACAAAACCCUCAACUAGGUGCUCAAGCCUCUCAGGCAGAUUACUUGUCAACCACUCCUCCCCGUGUACGAAAUCUCAAUAUUGAUGACCCCUCGAAACAACUAAAUUUUCAGACCCAUUUCCAACCACCCCACACUUUACAAUUCAAUCUCCCUAAAGUUCCACAACUAACCCAACAGCACACUGGUCAUCUCCAGCAACAACAACAGCCAGCACCCAUGAAUUUGCAGACCCAAGUGCACCCGCAGGUUGUUACUAAUCAACCACACAAAGAACAAUCAUCUGUAGUCAAUCAACCUCUUGGGCAUAAUCAGAUCCACAACCAAAUUUUACAACAAAACUUUAUCCAAAACCAACAAAGCCACCUUCAAAGCCACCAAAACAUUAGUCAGUCAGCUCUAUAUCAGCAUCAGUUGUUACAGCCACAAGUUGAACAGCAACACAAUAAUAACCUUCAACAGCAACAGGUGCAGCAGCUCCAUAUGUUACAGAAGCUUCAGCAGCAGCAACAAGAACAGUUGAUUCCCCAAUUUCGCUCAAGUUUGUCACAAAAUCAGUCACCCCAAAGCCAACUCUCAGAGAACCAGCAACACCAAGCAUCACAGCAACAGCUCAAUAGCAACCAAUUUUCUCAGAGCUUGCAUAACCAUGACCAAAAUAAACGUCAGCAAUUGAUUCAGUCAGCUGAUAUAUCUGCUCAGUUACAGCCAUUGCUAAGCCAAAUACAAGCAAGAGCUCAUUCUGGACACACUGACGGGGACCCAUCAUCUUGCUCGACCUCGCCUUCCACAAACAACUGUUCUGCCUCUUCAGGUUUUCUGAUCAAAACCCAAGAGCUGACUCAGGCAGUAACUAACACAGUGCAAGAUCAGCAGCUAAAUGGUCAGAUCAAGAAUGGGCCUCGUGGUUCUAAUCACUUGGAAGAGUUGUCUUCUACUGCUAACUAUGGUUUAGAUGGGGGGUUCCAUCAAAGUUCACCGAUGCCUUCUUUCCAUCAGUCUGCUUACUUGGGUUCUCAGGACUCUGAUUUGGCAUUCGAUCCUAGGAAUAAUCUUUUGUUUGGGGUUAGUAUAGAUGGGACUUUGGCACCAGAUAGUUUGCUAUCGAGGGGCAUUGCUUCAGGGAAGGAUCUUCAGAGCAUGAUUUCGGGGUAUGAGUCUCCAAAAGACAUGGAAACUGAUAUAUCUACAGCCAUCAGUUCACAGUCUUUUGGGGUCCCUGAUAUUUCGUUCACGCCUGGGUGCUCAAGUGAUGCUCGCCUGAGCGAUGGGGCCAUGGCAAACAGGGGACCAUGGCCUCCACACCAGUUGUGCAUGAGGACAUACACCAAGGUUCAAAAAAGAGGCUCCGUUGGCAGAUUGAUAGAUGUGACACGUUAUAAGGGAUAUGACGAGCUACGGAGAGGCCUUGCUUGCAUGUUUGGGAUGGAAGGCCAGCUUGAAGAUCCUCAUCAAUCAGGCUGGAAAUUGGUCUAUGUUGAUAAGGAGAAUGAGACUCUAUUAGUUGGUGAUGAUCCUUGGGUAGAGUUUGUGAGCUGUGUCCAAAGAAUCAAGAUUUUGUCGCCUGCCGAAGUUCAACAGAUGAGUCUCGAAGCCGACCUCAUGAAUAUGCCCCUCCCCAAUCAGGCAUGCAGUGGCUCAGACAACACUAACCUUUGGAGAGCCCAAAGUGACGACCACUCCAGCAGAUUCAACAGCACAUAGAACAUUCCAGAGAGCCCAUGGCAGCGUUCUGGAACAUUCCAGAAAACCACCAGAAUGGUCUUGAUAGCCUUCCAGAAUGUUCCAGAAAGUCCACUAGAAUGUUCUUGAUAGCCUUAGAGAACAUUCUGGAAGCCUGCUUGGCUCUACAGCUGUCUUGUCACAAGAACCUAUAAUGAGAGCAGAGAUUGCUCAAAAGAGAUUCCACAGCAACCUUUCAGAAUAUCCCCAAGAGAUCAGCUUCUGGAACAUUCUGGCAUUACUCUUUGGAAUACGGCCAGCUAUAGGGCUCAGCGCUCGAGAUGGCAUGAAAGCCCAAGUGAGAGGGAAUUGAGUGAGGGAUCGCUGGUGUUGGACCAGGCAUCAUUCCUGCUCACUGUGACCUAUUAAAAGGGAUAUAAAUGGCCUCCUUUUUAGCAGAAUGAAGCUCAUGAGAGGAGAAACUGAGAGAAAUGAUCCAUAUGAUGUCAAGACAUGUGGAUGGAUGUAUAGAGGGCAUUGUGUAUCAUCUAGAGAGAGAUCCGAACUGCUUUUCAUAUAGGUGUGCCUGGUCUCAAAUCUAAACGGAUUUUAAUGGCGGGAGCAGGCUCUCUCUCUGGGUCACCAGAUGUUCCAAAUUUCAAUCCAACCAGGAGUUUUUUCUUGGUUAAAAUUUGUAGGUUCAUUGUGUACCAAACUUCUACAAUUUACCUGAAAUCUGUAUUUCAUAAAGGAAACUGGAAUAUUUUCACUUCUGAAAAAAAAAAAAAAAAA